Molecule: messenger RNA, 1161 nt
Organism: Jaminaea rosea
Lineage: Eukaryota; Fungi; Basidiomycota; Exobasidiomycetes; Microstromatales
Exons: 3
Coding region: 1-1161 (386 amino acids)
Source: RefSeq, a predicted model, not a curated record
AUGGUCCACUCCUCCCUCUCCAUCAUCGCCACGGCCAUCACUCUGGGCGCAGCCCUCCGUGGCGCCUCAGCGCAGACGGGCAACCCCUCUGCUGCGUCGGGCCAGUCGUUCAACCAGCCCACCAAGUCGUGGGAGCAGUGGCAACCCAAGCCCACCUACGCCUACAGCGCCCUCCCCGACAGGUACAUGGGCGACGACCGUGGCAAGCCGACCGAGUCUGGAUACCAAUGGGACCAGUCUGGUUACAACCGCUGCUUGCAGGCAGAUGGGUCGUGGAAUGCCAACGCCACCUGCCAAACGGCGUGGAUCAACGCUGUGGAUGACUGGUGUAUCUGGGGUCCGCCCGUCGCCGGCACCGAGGUCGGCAGCUACGAGCGCGUGGCUGUCGCCUACUGCACCAAGGGCAACCACGGCACCCGCCUGAUUCCCGAGGGCACCCUCACUGGUGUGCACUUUGUCAAGACCAAGGACUACGUUCAGGUCACGGGCCAGGGUAACUUCACCAACAUCGGUAUCCCCGAGGGCGACGCUGGAGGCGAGAUGGACCCUCACGGCGAGGACGACCUGAUGAACCCCAUCGGUGGCGUUGUUUACUCGACUGUUGUGCCCGGCCAUGAGGGCACUCCCUACCAACUCGGCGAGUGGACCAACUUCAUGAGCUGGAACCAGUUCUGUCUUCGUGCCUGCUGGGGUACCAAUGCUAGGGCGCAGUGCCAGCACAUCUACGACGUUCUCGGCUGCACCUGGAACAUUCCCGCCAACUACGGCGAAGGCUUCGAGUCGUGCGAAGGUGACAUCGCCAUGAUCCAAGGCGUAUACGACGGGUCUACCUUCUACCAGGGUCAGCCCAACACUCCUGCCCCCCACCCGGCCCCGUCUAGCUCGCGCUGCUCCUCCAUGUCGUCAGUCGGCAACGGUGGUCUCCUCCUCGCUGCUAGCCUCCAGACGUCAAGCAGCGCCGCUCCUGCUUCCAGCUCUGCUGCUGCAGGAUCUUCAAGUGGAAUGCAGACCGUCGGCAGGCAGACGGGAGCUAGCUCCGGCGCCAAUGCCGCCGCCACUGGCUCUUCAAGGGACAAUGCUUCUUCUGGCGCUGCCUCUACGAUGGUCGUCGGUGCCGCUGCGGGUAUCGUUGCCCUCGUCGGCGCCGCUAUGGUUCUCUAA